This is a messenger RNA of Lachnellula hyalina, 1410 nucleotides long. RefSeq names its product Sphingosine kinase (gene Sphk1). Bases 1 to 1410 code for a protein of 469 amino acids. The record is from RefSeq and is a predicted model, not a curated record. Gene Ontology annotation, biological process: sphingosine biosynthetic process. The transcript has 2 exons. NCBI's taxonomy places the organism in Eukaryota, Fungi, Ascomycota, Leotiomycetes, Helotiales, Lachnaceae. Gene Ontology annotation, cellular component: cytoplasm; membrane; intracellular membrane-bounded organelle.
AUGACGGCCCCUUCCUCGAGCUCUGAUGGAACCUACCCCUCCAGCGACAGCGAUACCGAGAGCAGCACGACAAACUACGGACACUAUGGCUAUUCGGGAGAGGAGCCUGUCUAUCGCGAAGGCUCGCUGACUUGGGCUAAAUCCACGCUGAAGGAUGAGGAUAUAAUCACUGUUACCAAGGAUGAGGGGAACGAAUACACCAUCUUCAGUCUGGCGCCGGCAGAUCCUGACGGAAAGGGCCGCCUUUAUGAACUGCGAACAACGUUUGCGACGCUGCUCCCCCAGGCAUUCCUUGAUAAGCAUCUUUUUACGACUCUGCCGCAGCAUCUCCUGCCACCAAACACCCUACAUGUCCUUAUCUCGACGCUGUCAGGAACGGGCCUGGCGCCGGACUUUUUUGAUGAAGUCUUACACCCACUUUUGAAGGCAGUAGGAUUAGCAGACCCUAGUUACGUUGUUCUGCGGACCAAGAGUACAGAAUCAGUCAAGGAAUUUGCCAGAUCACGCCUGCUGGCUGGGGCCAAUGCGGGAUCGGAGCAGACUGUGUUGAUGCUGAGCGGAGAUGGGGGGAUGGUGGACACGAUCAAUGGGCUGCUGGAAGAGGAGUCAAGAUCAAGCAACUACGUCCCUCCCGUUCUCUCCCAACUACCACUCGGAACCGGAAAUGCCCUCUUCCACUCCCUCCAUCGACCCUCUCCCCUGCCUUCAAUUUACAUCCAAGGCCUACGAACACUCCUCCACGGUACACCUAAGCCCCUCCCCAUAUUCAAAGCCAGAUUCUCCCCUGGCGCGAGACUUGUCACAGACGAAGGGCAAACAGCGACUGCUCUUUCGAAUAACACGUUGUACGGAGCAGUAGUAGCGAGCUACGGUCUCCACGCAACGCUGGUAGCAGACUCCGAUACCACGGAAUACCGGAAACAUGGAGACAAGCGCUUCGGACUGGUCGCUAAAGAUCUCCUCUUCCCCGAAGGCGGAGAGUCUCCCCACGCAUACAAAGCGGACGUUGCACUGGUGAAAAGCGGCAAAGACGAGGUAGUUGGUACCCAGGAACAUGGCUACGUCCUUGCAAGUCUGGUUUCGAAUCUCGAGAAGACAUUCGCGAUUUCUCCGGCUAGCAGACCACUGGAUGGACAAUUACGCGUGCUUCAAUUUGGACCGCUUGGUGGAGAGAAGACUAUGGAUGUUAUGAAGGGGGCGUAUGCCGAUGGGGCUCAUGUGGAGAUGGAUGAAGUGGGAUAUGAUGCUGUUGAGGGGUUGAGGAUAAAUUUCCUCGAAGAGGGAACGGAGUGGAAAUGGAGGAGGUGCUGUAUUGAUGGCUUGAUUGUUGGGGUGGAAGAAGGUGGUUGGAUGGAGGUGCAGGUCGUUCCACGAGGGGCCGAGGCCGUGUUGGUUGCGAGUGAUGUUUAA